GUGUAUUUUAGCGAAGCCGGAAGUGGGCAAGGGUGAAUCCUCUCAGUUCCUCUGGCUACUUUUGGCCGUCUGUAACAACAGCAGCAUCAGACAAGAGAUAACCUAAUGAUGGAAGAAUUUGAAGACGGUGAAGCUCCUCCUGCUGAGGAUCUGGCUCAAUGCAAUACCUGUAAAAGAUGGUUCUUCCCUAAAGUCCUGGAGAAGCAUGCGAAAAUCUGCCAAAAGUCAACGACCAAAAGGAGGAAGAUUUUUGACUCCAGUAGACAGAGAGCUGAGGGCACAGACAUCCCCACGCUCAAACCAAUCAAACCAAAGUCACAAAGUUCAUCUUCUACUGAGAAAGCAGAACCCCCCAAGAAGCCAUCCAACUGGCGCAAGAAACAUGAGGACUUCAUUGCUACCAUCCGGGCUGCCAAGGUCCUCACUCAAGUCAUGAAGGAUGGGGGACCAUUACCCCCACCUCCGCCUCCUACUUAUGACCCAGACUAUGUGCAGUGCCCUUUCUGUCAGCGGAGGUUCAACGAGAGUGCAGCUGACAGACACAUCAAGUUCUGCCAGGAGAAGGCCGCCCGUAUGCCCACCAAGACCAAGAUAGGAGAUGCUAAGAAGCCUCCUGGUCGCACAGAGGUACAGCUCAAGCCUCCUGCUUCUGUAAAGAAGGCCAACUCUCCUGCUGUGUCAACGAUCCCUUCGGCCUCCUCUCGUUUACCCCAGAGAUCAGGCCUUGGACAGCCUAGUGGAAUCCCAUCUAGUAAGGUCUCCUCUGCAGGUUCCUUGAGGAGUAAUCCUUCCGGCCUUACAAGCCCUCCAUCAGGUGUGGGAAGUAAGACCCGAACAGUGAGCUCUGGCCUUGGCUCUGUGAGGAACACUCAGUCUGGAAUAGCAGUCAACAAGAAGAAAGUAGACACCUGCAUAUCUAGGAAUAAUGGUGAUGGCGGUAACGAAGUUGGCAACGGUGGGAUGAAGAGCAAGUUCUGUCAUGCUUGUGGGACCAAGUACCCUGUUGAAUCCGCAAAGUUCUGCUGCGAGUGUGGGGUCAGGAGGAUGUGUAUCUGAUUGAGGUCAAAAGGAGGAGAAACUAGAAGAACAUAGGGAUGCACCAGUACUCAAACUAGCAUCAGAGAAUUUCACCAAAGCUAAUGAGAAUUUAAAAAAUCAGAUCUGUCUGUAUUUUCACACUUCUAAUUUCAGGGCAGUAAAGUGGUGUAAUUGGCAGACAAACCUAUGGUGCUGUGUUUUCUUUUCUAAAUGCUGUUUAGUCUUCAUGGAAUUUGCUGGUCCACUCCACUCUAUGGACAUAGAUACCCCUACCCUUGUACAAUAGCUGUGUAAAAUUUCUGAGUAGUACGUUGCCAUUUUCAAAACACUAAUAUAACAACCAUAAUCUAUAAUAAAAUUUGCAUUUAGUAACUAUGAUUUAUUUUGACUGGAGGCUGAUGGCUCUCAGUGGUGAACUGAUCUGGUAUAAAGUUAUGUUGAACUGUGUUAAGGUUCAUGAUAUCAGUAGCUGAUAUGGUUGACACAGGAACAACCCACGCAGCUCAUUACUUUUAAUUAGCUUCCUUCUUACCGCUGGAUUUGCCCACAACAGCUCAUACACAUUAACAUUAUUGCUGUGUAACUAGAGGUCAUAGAGGGAUUAAAGAUAGGGUAGGUAAUGUAUUUCUGAAGCAUUUUUGUUAUAUUUGUUGAAAUUCUCUUUACAUCCUGACAGCAAUCAAUAAAUCAAAUGCUCUGGGGGGGGAAAUCUGGUAUCUGUGGCUGUCGCAGGCCUGUUAUAAGCCCAGCCAAUCAUUUUAUUUGGGCCAAAUGAAAUGUUAAGAUAAUUCUGAGUCUGUAUUAUGACAAAAACUUAAUUUUAUUGUCACGGGACAAUAAUUAAGAGUCUAGUACCCUGUAGAACAGAGUCCAUAUCAGCUAUUGGUGCAUCCUUCAGAAGAGAGUGGAGAUGAGAAAGAGAUAAAAGCUAAGAGGUGGGUUGUGAAAUGUGAAAAUGGAGGAGGGUGUGAUUGUCCCUGCAACUCAAUCCCAAGUCGACCAUGACCUGUAAUGCAUUCCUUAAUCCCAUUUGCCUCAUCUUCCCCACAAACAGAUUAUUGAAGUGCAAUAUGAUUGACUACUGAUGAAAACAGUGUGUUUUUUAAAGGAAAUGAAUUUUGGAAUGAUACCACCUUGUUUUGACAGGGAUCAGUUCAAAAAUGAAAUAGCGGUAAAGGUCAGUGCUCCCUUUUAAGGUCACUUUAGAGGCAAAGUUUGUUUCCAGCUAUCUUAAUGUUACCAUCAUAGGCCUGAUGUUUCUAGACAAAUGUAGCAUUUACUCAAACCCCUUUAUUCCCUCUUAUUUUAUACAAUGUAAUGAGUUAUUUAUUUUCUUAUUCCCUUUCAUUUUUGCUAAUGAAUAUGACUGCAUCUUUUUUAAUGCUCUACAGAAUUAAAAUGUUUUUAAUUUGGAUUUGUAUGAAACCUAAAUGCACCUGGAUGUGUUGGUUGCUUUUCCCUUGACAGUGUUUCUAUUGAGUCAGUAUUGCAUUAAGGUAUUUUGAGUCAAUAGGAGGGUAACACUACAGUCAUCUAAGGAUGAUAAUCUUUGAGUUCCUUGAGAAGUAAGGCAUUUGUUCCAAGUUCCAAGAAGCCAACUAUAUUUACGUUACAUGACAAGAAAUGUUGAAACAAACUGGAUAGGUGUGUUUUCCUGUACUGAUUACAACAGUUGUUAGCCUGCAAACAGUUGUGCACUUAAUGCCAUGUGUAUGCACCGUCAAUAAAUUUCUAUGAAGACA
Siniperca chuatsi (mandarin fish) is the source of this 2780-nucleotide messenger RNA. It is a transcript of the gene zc2hc1a, whose product is annotated as zinc finger, C2HC-type containing 1A. The transcript is spliced from 10 exons. The record is from RefSeq and is a predicted model, not a curated record. Lineage: Eukaryota; Metazoa; Chordata; Actinopteri; Centrarchiformes; Sinipercidae. Bases 106 to 1056 code for a protein of 316 amino acids.